Nematostella vectensis (starlet sea anemone) is the source of this 2886-nucleotide messenger RNA. RefSeq lists its product as uncharacterized. The transcript is spliced from 5 exons. NCBI's taxonomy places the organism in Eukaryota, Metazoa, Cnidaria, Anthozoa, Actiniaria, Edwardsiidae. The record is from RefSeq and is a predicted model, not a curated record. The coding region runs from base 743 to 2023 and encodes 426 amino acids.
UGCUGAUAUUUACUGCCUAGUCACAGACGUUCUGACCGGGUUUCUGUGAUGGGCCAUCGAAAGCCUGACUAGGCUGGAGUAUAUAGUAUUUUCCAUUGUACAAUGCUGUGCUACAUUUCAACCCUGGUGUUUCGUCAAAGUAUUUUCGAAGUACAAAUAUUCUAAACGUCAUUGACUUUUUUAGGAAAAGUUUUUUUCGGUACCAGACUCCCAAAACGACAACGUUUUCUUAAUAAGGGGAACCGAUUGAUAUGGGUCGCAAUUAGUCGUAUAUUAGCUAUCUUCUACGAACCGAUGUGCUAUUCGCAUUUUAAGGUAAUUAUCGACAAGGAUAUGGAAAUGUAUGAAUUUUCUGUAGGAAAUAUAAUGCACUUGUGAAACCUUUUCUAAAAAAUCUGAGAACCGUGCGUUUUGAAAAUUCUGGUACAUAAACGGUGUUAAUUCGAAUAAAAUCAUUAGUUUCAUUGGAUUAAACUUAGUAUCAUCGUCUAAAUAUUUUGAAAUAACAAAGUAAGAAAAUCACGCGUCUUAUUAAAUCAAUAAAACGAUUGCCUUCUAUUCGCUUUAUCGAAUUCCGAUUCACUUAAAGUAUUCCUGUCUCACGGACCUAGUAUCGGUAUUCAGCACAAGUCAUGUUAUCAGAUCCUCCCCAAGUGCACUGGUUAUAUAGCAGUUAGCUAAAAGAGCCACACGACCAAAUAGCUAAAACCACACAGCUACUUGUGCGAGUGCCGAUACUCUAAUGGAAGACGCCGCAGAUCGCCCAAAUACCCCUCCCCAUACUGAGGCAGGAGCACACAUCAAGGAAUGGGACUCUGCUAAGGAUAUAGGCGCUGUCCAAGGGAACAACAUGCUGCAAGCCCACUGUAGCCAAAGCGUCUUUGCUGAUCGUCCCGGUGACGCCAAAAGUGAAGUGAAUUUAGAUACAAACAUCAAGGCAGCACGUCAGCACCCUACUAGCGAUGUUGAGGGUGCUGUUCAAGGUGUGCGCGCUCAAGGUGCCUUCACGCGCCGUUCGGAGGAUGUUCAGGGUGUCUCGCGAGGUCGAAAGCGCCUGAGGUGCCUAGUGGUGUCCCUGGGAGUGGGUGUAGCCCUUGUUGCUAUAGUCGUACCCACUGCUGUGGUCAUGAAGACAAGUACCAAAGGAUUGAAGAGGAGUGCUUACACGGACAGCCUCCCUGAUACGCAUGCGUGGAGCUCAUGGACCACGUGUAGCGUCACGUGUGGGGGAGGCAGCCAAUCACGAACAAGAAACUGCGCAAGCUCCGCCCCCAUACAUAACUAUACCUCGAACUGCUCAGAUGACGUAAUUACACAGCAAACAAAGCAUUGUGGUCACGUGGCCUGUCCAGAAAGCGAUACUUGGACCGCCUGGUCCACUUGGACUAUGUGCAGCGAAGAGGGCCGUAGCUUAAGAGAACGUUACUGCACCAGAACCUCCAUUCAAAGUAAAGCAAGUGAUUGCAAAGGACCCCACCAGGAAAGCAAGCCCUGUCCAUUAGCCGGUAGCUGGUCGGCGUGGUCUAACUGGGCGCAUUGUGACACCGAGGGUCACAGCUCACGAGCGCGUAACUGCACAAGGCCCGCUCCUCGGCAUGGAAGACAAGAUUGUCAAGGGACUAGCCGGGAAACCAAAAACUGUACCUUGUAUAGGUCAUGUGGUAGUAUUCUUCGCUACGACGCCAUCGCUAGAGACACAAGCACCGGGUACGCUGUACCUGCUGGCUGGUUGCUAUGCUACAUUGACCAACGAGACACCUCAUUCCAUGCCACACCUUGUCAAGACCUCAUAGUCCACGUCCAAGCCUCCAGCCUCCGAGGCUAUGCUGACUAUCAAGCACUUCUAGGGGCGGGCGGGAACUUCGGCUGUUGGCAUGGUCACACUGGAGCCACGUAUGGCCCAUCAAAUGCCACAAAUAACGUUAUCAAAGAAGCAUGCAAAAGUAAUGUUCAGCAAACAGAUCGAUUAGAUGCGUGGGAUGUGAGCAAAACCACUUUCGGUGUAUGUAUCAAGUUGCCUUGACACUAAUGGCUGCAUGAAAUCACAGAAGAGGGGCGUGGGACGUAGGACGUUGGGCGUGAUUUUAUCGGUCCGCCAUCAUCUAUAAUUCUAGAGCUCUUUAUAAGUCUUGAUUUUUCUUUUACUUAGUUUGGACCGCUAAGUACCAGGAGCUGAACACUCCUACGCGGCUCUAUCUGGUCGAUUUUUUAAGAUUGUAAGACCGGAUCCGAGUAUAGGAGAGUUCAAGUACCAGACAAAAAGUACCGCGCAUAUCAAGCAUUCCACCAGGGGCGGGGUUAGGGGAGGAGGGGAGUUGGGUCCAAGUGCAUACACUCGAUUGACAAAACGUUGUCGUCAACUUCAGGCAUAGGCUAAUAUAUGAAGCAAGCCGCUUCAGUGGUCUUUACCCAUGCUUACAUGCGGGCUUGUCGCGUAGUCGCGAAGCCGGUUGACGACAACGUUUUGUCAAUCGAGUGUAUACUCUCUACGACUGAUCAGCUACAAGCUUGGGGUUUAGGAGGCCUGUUAAGCAUUGUGAUUUUCUACUGGCCUCCUUGUUGUACAUUUUAUAAGCGUGCUUUAAUAUUUCGUUUAAUAACGUGAAAAAUGCAUUUUGAGUGAAUAAAUGUAAACUGAAACUUACCCUGGGGACCAGAGGCUCCAAGCUUCAAUAGAGCCGCGAAGCGGCGUCAACCCUUAGCGGCUGCAGCGUGAACCCUUAGCGGCUGCGGCGUGAACCCUUAGCGGCUGCGGCGUCAACCCUUAGCGGCUGCGGCGUCAACCCUUAGCGGCUGCGGCGUCAACCCUUAGCGGCUGCGGCGUCAACCCUUAGCGGCUCUAGUGAAGCUUGGAGCCUCUGGUACCCAGGGUAACUGAAACUAAGC